AUGGACCAUGGUUGGGCGCCGAUGGUAGCAAAAAUGGGAGCAACAACCAUCGCAUCGACGGGCGCCGACGAGGCGAUGGCUUCAUGCCGAUCUUUCCGAUUUAAUUCCCCACCGUUGCAGGGUAUCAGCACAGCUGCACCUUUCUUCCCCAAUUGCCCUCGAAGACUCCCCAAAUCCCUCGUUUCGUCACUCCCAGCAUCACUAUUAUCAUCACCAUCGUCAUCAUCAUCAUCCGUGGAUAGCCCUCCAGAAGGCUACAGGAGAAGCGUAGGAAUCUGUCUCAUUAGCCCCUCCAAACAGAUUUUUGCUGCUUCGAGACUCGAUAUACCAGAUGCCUGGCAAAUGCCUCAGGGCGGUAUCGAUGAGAGUGAGAAUCCUAGAAGUGCCGCCAUAAGAGAAUUAAGAGAAGAAACUGGAAUUACGUCUGCCGAAAUUGUUGAUGAGGUUCCAUAUUGGUUGACAUAUGAUUUCCCACCAGCUGUCGGGGAAAAACUAAAGCAGCAAUGGGGUUCCGACUGGAAAGGUCAAGCACAGAAAUGGUUUCUCCUGAAAUUUACUGGAAAGGACGAAGAGAUCAAUCUUCUGGGUGACGGGACUGAAAAGCCCGAGUUCGGACAGUGGUCGUGGAUGUCGCGUCAAGAAAUAGUUGACCAUGCAGUGGAUUUCAAGAAGCCUGUCUACUCAGAAGUUCUGAAAGUUUUCUCUUCACAUCUUGACUAG
Molecule: messenger RNA, 720 nt
Organism: Striga hermonthica
Lineage: Eukaryota; Viridiplantae; Streptophyta; Magnoliopsida; Lamiales; Orobanchaceae
Source: the annotation of a GenBank genome assembly